Messenger RNA from Sorghum bicolor (sorghum), 2184 nucleotides. RefSeq lists its product as uncharacterized. Lineage: Eukaryota; Viridiplantae; Streptophyta; Magnoliopsida; Poales; Poaceae. The record is from RefSeq and is a predicted model, not a curated record. The transcript is spliced from 2 exons. Gene Ontology annotation, molecular function: protein binding. The coding region runs from base 334 to 1908 and encodes 524 amino acids.
CCAUAUUCACCACAUCUUUUAAUUUCUCCUUGACGCAGGAGGUCGCGAGCGGACGCCGCCGCCCAACCUCGCCCCUUGCUGGUGGCCGCACGCCGCCGCCGGCUGUCCGCUGCCGACCGCCCGGUUCAGCUCCAUCCACGCAGGCCUCCUCCACCCUCCAGGCCCCCUCCGCCUGCCGCCCUUCCCUGGCUCGACGGCCUAGGGUUUGGGGCGGCCGAGCUUCCCACCAGCGGUCUCCUGUUGGCCCAACGCAAGCAGGCCGUCCACCACCGGGUUCGUCGUCGGUGACACUUGCAACCGCCCAUCCUCCAACCGCCGUUGGGACGCCGUGCGAUGCGGAUGCCUCCAUGUAGCCGCAACCGCAACCGCAGGCCCGGGGCACCAGGUUGGUGCGGGCGGCGCGGGUUGCGCGCUUCCUGCAGUGACGACCGCCUCAGCGCCCUCACCGACGACCUACUGCUCCUCAUCUUGCGCCGCCUCGACACCCGCACGGCGCUAGCCACCGCAACCCUCUCGAAGCGCUGGAGUUGCCUGCCCCGCUGUCUCGAUGCCCUCGAUUUCAGGGUCACUGACAUACUCCCGGCGCGCUACUACCAGUGGAUCAGUAUCCACGGUAAAGCCGCUAAUUAUGCUUAUGGUUUGGGCGUCGAUCUCAAGGUGCUCCGCGACAACAUUAAGCGGUAUGAGCGCCGUGCUAUGCGUGCUAUGACCUCAUCCAUCAACAACUUCCUCGACGCAGAUGAUGAUCAGGACAGAGGCAGUCUAGGCCUCUGGAGUGUCCGAACACUGCGGCUUGAUUUCUUUCCUGGUCAUUGUUCAAGUGGCAUCAACCGAUUGAUAGCUAAGGCUGCUGAUUCGUGGGGGGUCGAAGAUCUGGAGGUUUUAGUUAAGAAUACAUUCCAGCAACAUUUUGCCCACAGUUUUCCUCACCAUGGUCUCUGCAACAAUCCACACAACUCCCGACUAAGAAGUUUGAAGCUGGCAGCCUGCUACAUUCCACCAUUGAAGGGCUUCCAUGCGCUCACCAGCCUGGUCUUGCAAGAUUUACCAGAGUCCACUCCAACCGCAGCCUAUGAAGCUAUUUUCACCUUGUGCCCGCAGCUACAAGCACUGCACCUCAAGUCCUGCACACUGAACCAAGGUGUUGUGGCCGUACACGCCCCCAAAUCACAGAUCAAGCAACUUAUCAUGGAGCAUUGCUGGUUUGGGCUGAUUAAGCUGUACACUCUGCCACUGCUCGAGAGCAUGGCUGUUCUGCAAAGUAAUGUGAGUUAUGAGCUUAGCUCCUUCCCAUACCUCACACACUUGAAUAUCGCCUUUCACCGUGGUGUCACAAAAACCCGCUGUGUUCGUGUUGGAAAUUAUUAUGACCUCAAUCAGUAUCUUGGAGGAACCCCGGGAAUAAGUGACCUUAUAGUACGCUUCACUGGAUAUGACAGAUGGUUCAAACCUUGGAGCCCCACAUUGUUGUUCCCUAAACUCAGGAGGCUUCUGAUUGCUGAUGUGCCUUCAUCCUGGGAUGUCUCUUGGCCCCGCCUCCUUAUUGAGGCGGCACCAUGCCUCGAGUGCCUUCACAUCCAUAUUACCCCUUGGGAGGAGGAGCCUCAUGAUGACAUUUCGUGGGAACCCUCUGAGUUCUGCCAUAAUCAGCUAAAGGAGUUGGUGAUAAUUGGUUUUCAGGGAGCGGAGAGACAGAUUUACUUUGUUAACUUUGUUAUUAAAGUAUCAACGUCAUUGCAGCUUGUUUCCUUGUACAAAAAUGGACAUGUUCAGGACAGGGGGCGCUGGAACUGGGACAUUGUGACACAGCAAUACCAAUGGGUUAAAGAGGAGAAGGUUAAAAUACUGAACCAGAUUGCUGAUAGCGCUCCUUGCGCUGCUACACCCGUUCAGGUGGUUCUGGAAUAAUCUCCAACAUGCACGAGUUGAAUAAAAUACAUAGGUUAUGUAUGCAUAAAUACUGCUCCCAGAUUGAUCUAUGUAAUUUAUAAACCUGUUUCAAGGAGUUAUGAUGUGAUCUCCUGUGUGUUGAAUAAAUUGCAUAAGUCAUGUCUUAUGUAUGUGUAAUUUGUUCUCCCGAUGUAAAUGAUGUAGCAUGCAAUUCUCUUACUGCUCAAUUGAUCCACUUAUUAUUUCUGUACUAUGUAGCACGUGAAUCAAAUACUGCACAUGUUAACCUGUGUA